This is a messenger RNA of Hansenula anomala, 2121 nucleotides long. RefSeq names its product Vtc4p (gene VTC4). Gene Ontology annotation, cellular component: fungal-type vacuole membrane; vacuolar transporter chaperone complex. The coding region runs from base 1 to 2121 and encodes 706 amino acids. Gene Ontology annotation, biological process: vacuolar transport; polyphosphate metabolic process; vacuole fusion, non-autophagic. The transcript has a single exon. The record is from RefSeq and is a predicted model, not a curated record. Lineage: Eukaryota; Fungi; Ascomycota; Saccharomycetes; Phaffomycetales; Wickerhamomycetaceae.
AUGAAGUUCGGAGAGCAUCUCAAGAGCUCUCUCAUCAGAGACUACAACUUCUACUACAUCAGCUACGACGACCUCAAGAAGGAAUUGAAAUCAGGAUUGAAAUCAAAUGGUAACAAAUGGUCCACUGAGUUGGAGGAAAACUUUUUAACCAGUCUAGAGGCUGAACUGGACAAGAUCUACACCUUCCAGAAAGUGAAAGGUGCUGAAAUCACAAGAAGAAUCAAGGACUCGGAACAAUCUGUUAAUGAAGUGAUUGGUUCAAUUGAUACGGAGAAUCCACCUUUGGAACAAGACUUUGAAGAUUUAGAGGAAGAAUUGAGUGAUGUUAUUGCAGAUGUUCAUGAUUUAGCCAAAUUCACAAGAUUAAACUAUACUGGGUUCCAAAAAAUCAUUAAAAAGCAUGAUAAACAAACUGGUUGGAAUUUAAAACCAAUUUUCCAAGUUAGAUUAGAUGCUAAACCUUUCUUCAAAGAAAAUUAUGAUUCAAUGGUUGUUAAAAUCUCAACUUUAUAUGAUUUGGUUAGAACUAGAGGUAAUCCUGUUAAAGGUGAUUCUGCCGCUGGUGGUUCUCAACAAAAUUUCGUUCGUCAAACUACAAAAUAUUGGGUUCAUCCUGAUAAUAUUACAGAAUUGAAAUUAAUCAUUUUAAAACAUUUACCAGUCUUGGUCUUCAAUACUAAUAAAGAAUUUGAAAGAGAAGAUUCUGCAAUUACAUCUAUCUAUUAUGAUAAUAAGAAUUUAGACUUGUAUUAUGGUAGAUUAAGAAAAGAUGAAGGUGCUGAAGCUCAUAGAUUAAGAUGGUAUGGUGGUAUGUCUUCUGAUACUAUUUUCGUUGAAAGAAAAACUCAUAGAGAAGAUUGGACUGGUGAAAAAUCUGUCAAGGCAAGAUUCCCAUUAAAGGAAAAAUAUGUUAAUUCAUUUAUGAAGGGUGAUUAUACUGUUCCACAAGCUUUUGAAAAAAUGAGAAAAGAUGGUAAAAAAUCAAUUAAAGAAAUUGAAAAUUUGGAAGCUUUAGCAAUGGAAACUCAAUAUACCGUUUUAAAACAAAAAUUAAGACCUGUUGUUAGAUCUUUUUAUAAUAGAACUGCAUUUCAAUUGCCAGGUGAUGCAAGAGUUCGUAUCUCUUUAGAUACUGAAUUAACAAUGGUUAGAGAAGAUGAUUUCGAUGGUGUUGAUAGAACUAAAGGUAAUUGGAGAAGAAUGGAUAUUGGUGUUGAUUGGCCUUUUAAUCAAGUUGCUCCAAAAGAUAUAGAAAGAUUCCCAUAUGCAGUUUUAGAAGUUAAACUACAAACUCAAUUAGGUCAAGAACCUCCAGAAUGGGUUAGAGAUUUGAUUUCAUCACAUUUAGUGGAGGCUGUUCCUAAAUUUUCAAAAUUCAUUCAUGGUAUUGCAACUUUAUUACCUGAACGUGUUGAUUUACUUCCAUUUUGGAUUCCUCAAAUGGAUGUUGAUAUUAGAAAACCAAUGUUGCCUAAUGAAAUUGGUAUUCAUAGAAUCCAUAACAAUUCAAAUACAAACACUUCAAGUGGUGAAUAUAUGGAUGAAGAAGAAUUGGCUGGUUCACAAUUUGGUGCUAUAAAUCAAGGUCAAUCAAGUUCUGAACCAAACACUGCAUCAAAUGAACAUGCUCCUUUAUUAAUAAGUAAUUAUUCAGGUGCCACAAGAAACAAUAAAAAAACAACUGUUUUUACAUCAAUAAUGGAUAAAUUUAACUAUUGGUUUACAGAUGAAAAUACUUAUAAAGUGAAUCCAAAUACUGUUUUUGAAUCAAAAUUUUCAGCUCCACCUGGUAAAAAAAUUUGUGUUCCAGUAAGAGUGGAACCAAAAGUUUAUUUUGCCACUGAAAGAACAUUUUUAAGUUGGAUAUCAAUUGCUUUGAUUUUAAGUGCCACUACAACUUCUUUAUUAACUUAUGGUGAUAAAGUUUCAUUAGCUGCUUCUGUUGGAUUUUUCAUAACUACUGUUUUAACUAUUAUUUAUGCUUCAAUCAUGUAUGUUUGGAGAGUUAUAAACAUUAGAUCAAAAGUUGCAGCUCAUUAUGAUGACAAGUAUGGUCCAACUGGUAUUUGUGUUUGUUUAGCAUUAUCCGUUUUCUUUACAUUUUUGUUUAGAAUACUGUGA